CCAUUUGAAUCUUCCUUCAUGAUGCAUGAUGGGCCGUUGAUGAUCAAGGACAUCAUCCGAUCCAACUGGAAAAACCUGCAGUUUGUGUUCCUAUCGGCUUGCCACACUACCGUGGGCGAUGAGAAGAGUCCCAAAUCCAAUGAAUUGAUCCACCUCGCUGCCGCAAUGCAAUUCUCCGGAUUUCAUAGUGUGAUCGGUUCCAUGUGGUCUGUCAAGGAUGAGGUUGCGCAGGAGGUUGUGUCUGGUUUUUACGAGAACCUGAUCAAUGAUUCGGGGAGAUUGGACUGCACACGCGCUGCAAUGGCGUUGCACAAGGCUUUGAAGAAAUUGCAGCGCGGUGAUAUUCCAUUGGAACAGUGGAUUGUAUUUGUUCACAUAGGUGUGUAG
Messenger RNA from Suillus discolor, 387 nucleotides. RefSeq names its product CHAT domain-containing protein. The annotation marks the transcript as partial. NCBI's taxonomy places the organism in Eukaryota, Fungi, Basidiomycota, Agaricomycetes, Boletales, Suillaceae. The record is from RefSeq and is a predicted model, not a curated record. The transcript has a single exon.